This is a messenger RNA of Hydatigera taeniaeformis, 846 nucleotides long. The record is from the annotation of a GenBank genome assembly. Lineage: Eukaryota; Metazoa; Platyhelminthes; Cestoda; Cyclophyllidea; Taeniidae.
GGUGGUAAUGGCGAUUCAACUGGUGGCGGAGGUGGAGCCGUAACAACAUUGAACGAAAAUCAACUUUCUCGCUUGCGGCUUAUCCUAAAACCUUUCAUGCUUCGUCGGGUAAAAGCGGAGGUGGAGCAUGAAAUCACUGAAAAAACAGAAGUUUUAAUCUACUGUCCUCUGACAAGACGUCAAAGCCUCCUCUACAAUCGACUGAAGAGUAAAAUUCGAAUUGAAGAUCUCAACUCAACUGACGGUUUUACAAUUCGCAAUGGCGGAGGCGGUCUUCAAGAAGCAAAUGGUCAACAGGAGAGCAAUCGUCUCAUGAAUCUAGUCAUGCAAUUGCGAAAGGUCUGCAACCACCCUGACCUCUUUGAUCGUCGAGACGUCCGGUUUAGUUGCACUUCUGUUCGCCCCUUUGAAGCCGCGGGAGGAAAUGGGUUCUGGUGGGUUCCAAAACUCCUUUUUGAUGAGGGACUUGUUUAUGGACAAUCGUGGAGAUGCCUUCCAGGGAACAUCGAUCUCGGAGCAUGUGAAGGGAAGAUGUGUUUGAUUUUCCAGCAUUUUCUCCUCAGUCAACUAGUGCUUUCAGUCUGGAAGGGUCUUCAGAGUGUAUACCAGGUUCCUGAAAGCCCCGAUCCUGUGUACACUAUCACAUCGGACGGUACUGCGUUCGAGAUGGAAGGAAAAUGUCGAAUUCUACCUCUAAAGCAAUCAACUGUUGCGGAGAGAGCAUUGUUAGCUCGUAUUCAAUACCCUGGAUUUGUGUAUUCAGCAUUCAUGCUACCCGUGAGUAUUUUUUUUUAUAAUCUUUUGUGUCAAAUCGGUAUCAAUAACGGGGUGAACGUGCAGUUGUAA